This is a messenger RNA of Cimex lectularius (bed bug), 1481 nucleotides long. RefSeq lists its product as uncharacterized. The record is from RefSeq and is a predicted model, not a curated record. Lineage: Eukaryota; Metazoa; Arthropoda; Insecta; Hemiptera; Cimicidae. Bases 471 to 1244 code for a protein of 257 amino acids. The transcript has 3 exons.
UCUAUUUGUCAAAAUAAUAAGUAUUCAAUAUAAAAAAAUGAAAAUAUCAACAAUGUGAAAAAGGCAAAUUCUAUUAAAUGUUUUUGAGCGGAAAAUCCAGCGUGGGUGAAAUAGGCCACCUCAUUCACGUAUACAACGCUUUUCUAUUCUUAAAAUUAGAAAAACAUGAAAAAAAGAGCAAAUAGCUAGGAAAAAAAUGCACGGGUCAUGAUCAAGGAAAGGGAAAAUGUAGGCGAAUCGCUAAUAUAGGCCGGCCAGUAGCAGACGUGAAAAACAGUGAAAUUACCCGCGAGCACCCUAAGAAGGGGUAUCUCUCCCGAUGGCCGGAACGAUUUUGUUUUUCAACACCCGGGGAUGUCAUUCUUCCAGAUUACUCUCUCCCGGCUAUCCCGAGGGGUGCUCUUGGCGGGAGGGACCAUGGAUAAUCGACCAACUAUAAGUUUCCCGACGCCUUUUCCACCCGAUCAGAGAUGUUUUCCUGUUCGGUUCUCGUGGUCCUCCUCGCUUGGAAAAUCGUCCACCUACCAGAAGCCAAUGGAUUGGUCGAAUCUAACGACACCAAAACCACAACAUCGCCUGUGGACGUUAAAAGGAUGAUGGACAUGCAAUGCAGGAAAGAAUAUUCGAUAACAUGCUUAAAGUUAGAUCUUGCAGCUCUUGUGCCAGGUUUAAGCGUUGCAAGAAAAUACAAACUGCUGCCUGGUCUAACACUUGAAUUUGGAGGAUUUGAAACCAAAGAGCCUGGAGGAAAACUGCCAUUAGAAGCUGCUGAACCGGUUUUGGAUAGGUACCUCAUCAAAGGUCUUGAUGCUUUUAUGAACUCUAUUGCUAUUCGGGUAAACGUGAUGGACAAAGCAGUAGCCGAGAGAGUGAACAACAUUGGUCACACAUUUGUCAGUGGCGUAGAAAAAUAUGAAGAUGAUUUCGGAAGAGGAAGGAAGAAAAAGAUCAACCAUGCACUUCUCAUGGGCGGUAUGAUUUCUGCUGGUACACUCCUCGCUCUGACAAUGUCUACUAUAUCUGCGAUGGCAGGGAAAGCCAUUUUGGUAUCUCUGCUUUCUCUUGCUUUAACUAUGAUGACAAACAAGGCGAAUGGAGGAGACAGCGGGGCUGCAGCUGGCAGCAAUGCAAAAACAACUUACGAAAUUAUUACGCACACAAUGCCCCAUGAUGAAUACACAAACAGACACUGGGCGCAGGGUUUCACAGAUGGUUAUAUAGUAAAAGCCACACCUCAUUCCUAAAAACUAUUUUUGUUUCAAUAAGGAAAUAAUAAGGCAAUACAAAAUGUUUGUACAUUUAGUUAACCUCAAAGAUGAUGUCUAUUGGUGGUUUUUUUCUGUUCACUUUGUUAUUUAUUCUUUCAUUAAUUUUGUUUAAUUCAUCAAAUUUCAACAGUAAUUCAUGAAAGGUUAUUUUAUAAAUUAUAUUACUAAAAAUUUAUUUUUGUACUGCAACGCCUAAUUUUAUGUACAAAUUGA